GCGACGCUGGAGUCGCACAUGGGCAUUCCGACCGCGCAGGAGGACAUUCACACCAUUGCAGCAAAUGCAUGGGACGAGCUGGCGAUUCCAUCAGGGUCGUCUGUGGACCGCAUCGUGUCAGUUUAUCGUGAGAUCUGUCUCAAGCGGGCUUUGGGCAUGGAGGUAGACAAGGAAUUCUUCAAGAAGGCCGUUGCAUACCGUUUCCUGAAUUCCAUUCCCCUUGCACGGAAAGAAUACCGCGCGGAUGACAUCUUGCCAUUGCUGCAUUCGCUCGAUGCCCAAGGUGACAUCACUGACCCAUCUCGAAGCGUCCGGGCGUGUGCGAUGCUUGAUGUGUCCAUCGGGUGCAUGGAGCGUGCCCAAAGCCCGUGGCACCUUCCCCACGUGAACUACGUGAUCAACGUGCAUUACUGCAUGCGAAAACACGUCGUGCGACGUCGAUACACAGAAUUCCAGGCAUUGCACAAUGCAUUGAUGCAAAAGCUCCCCGUCAUUCCGCAUCUGCCCGAGAAGUCGUGGCGGUACAAGCUCAUCAUGCCAAGCGACCGGGCGCGAGACCUCGUGCUUUACUUGAGUCGCGUCAUCCAGCUCUUGACGUAUCGCAGGCUGUUUUCGACCGACAUCAUGGCAUUUCUCGACAUCAAUUUCUGCAAAGUCCGGUCUGAGGAGGAGGCGCUGUCGGCAGACGCGCUCAACCGCAUUGCCCCCGUCUUAGAAGGGUCCAUUGUUUUUCUCGUGGGUUCGUCGUGGAUGUCGCAGUGGCGCAACUUUGUCCUGGACAAGGACGGAAUGUCGCCACCUGGCCCGAUCUCGAACGAAGACCUCCUGGACGAACACGGCAUGCCGAAAAAGCACAUGGUCGCACCUCGGCACUACCGCUUCCUGAGCGCUCCUGCGUGGAAGUUUUUUUGGCUGAUUUAUCGCGGCGGGCCCGAAAUCACGCGCAACACGAAAACCAUUUACGCCCCGACGGUGCUCAGUCCUGACAUGGCGUGUUUGAAAAUACAAACGUACGUGCGGGGCUUCUUGGCGCGAUCGCAAGCGCGCCGCCGACGACGGUCGCUCGGCCUUCGUCGCCCCAUCAUGGAGCGAUCGUACGAAGCGAUGGAAACCCUUCACCGGACCGAGCAAAAAAUGCAAAACAUUCAGUCGCUGCUACAACUCAAGGUGACGCAGAACCGGCACUCGGCUGCCGUGACCAUCCAACAAGCGUACAAGCGGUACAAGCACCGAGUGCUGUAUGCGGACGACAUCCCCGUCAAGAUCGAGACGACCGUUGUGCCGGAGGUCGAAGUCGACUACUUUACGCUCCAAGAGAUCGGACUCAUCGACGAUGACGAAACGCGGCUCGUGCAAUUUAUACACACGAUGCAGAAAGGAGUGGCCAUUCUCAAGCUGAGCUCUCGGUACAAACCAACGCCCAAGCUCAAGUUUUUCAAACUUGACCGCAUCGGGAGUCAACUCAUGUGGACAUGCAAAGCCAAACCAACGCCCAAGUCGAUCGUGUUGGCGCAUGUCCAACGCAUUGCCAUCGAAGCGCCCGUUGCGCUCAAGUCGGUGCUCGGCCUACGCCCGAAACAGGUCCAGCGACGCCGUCGUAAAUUGCUGACGCGAAGGAACAUGCAUAGACGGCGGUGCUGGACCAUGGAGUUGUCAUGACGUUGGCCGACAAGGAAGUCGUCCUGGUGGCGGACUCCAAGUGCGCGUGCAACGCCCUCUACUUUGGCCUGCAAAUCUUGAUCAAGGAGGGCAAGGUGUCGAUGACAGCACCGAAUCAUUUCGACGAAGAUGGCGUGAUGCGACGCCAGCUCGUACAUGCCAAAGAUCUCGUGCGGCAAGCGCUUGUUGUGCACGACGACCUCGUGGCCGAUUUGUGAUGGCCACGCGAUGCGCCACGAUUCCAUCGCAGCUCCACGUGCAGAUAAGGGACAUGUACAAUGGGUUUCGU
Molecule: messenger RNA, 1948 nt
Organism: Aphanomyces invadans
Lineage: Eukaryota; Oomycota; Saprolegniomycetes; Saprolegniales; Verrucalvaceae
Exons: 6
Coding region: 19-1659 (546 amino acids)
Molecular function (GO): protein binding; phosphatidylinositol binding; cysteine-type deubiquitinase activity
Source: RefSeq, a predicted model, not a curated record